This is a messenger RNA of Rubroshorea leprosula, 1528 nucleotides long. The record is from the annotation of a GenBank genome assembly. Lineage: Eukaryota; Viridiplantae; Streptophyta; Magnoliopsida; Malvales; Dipterocarpaceae.
AAAGUUUCGUACUAGAUAAAGUUUCCAAUAAUAAUUAGUAUCAUUUUCAGGUUUGGAGUUGCAAAUUUUUAAUGUCAUGAAAUGUUGCACAGAGGUUCAUUAGCAAAUUUAUGUGAUUGUGCUUCGGCAAAGUUGAAGUCCAGCUGAGCACCAUCUAAUGAUCUUAAAUUUAAUAGGGAGAUUCUAAUGGUGAAGCCAACAGGAAAAGGAUGGUGGUUUUAGAUUUGUCGGGUGAAGACGAAUAUGUAAAUGCUAUCAAUUUAGCAUCACCCUAUUCCAAAAAUAGUCAGCAAAAACAGGAACAGUAAACAGCAAACAGUCCUCUCCAACUAAGAAAAUCAGCUUUCUGAAACUGGCCUCCUGCAGCCAUGAAGUCUCUUACAGUAGGAAGUGCUGCUCCUAAUCUAAGAAGCAAAGCAAGAGAGUAGAAGAAGGCAGGGAAAGCAACGCACCUUUUCUUAAUGGCGGAUCUUGUGGGGGCAUUCCUUGAAAUUGUAAAAUGCAUUGCCACUCCAACCUGCAACUAUGUAGAUCAUUACAAGAAUUUUGAUGAUGAUGUGAAUGAGUUGAGAGGCAAAUUGGGAGAUCUAAAUAGACGAAAACAAGAUAUAGAAUCAGGAAUUCAAGCAGAGGCUCGUGCGGGCCAAAUGGUGAAAGAAGAAGUGCAAGGUUGGAUUCAACAUGUACAAACCAUCAAUGAAGACGUGCAAACUAUUUUAGAGAAGGCGCAGAGAGUUAAAUGGUGCAGAAAAGCUUGUCUUGGAAAACAUGUGCGUAGAAAAAUUGAUGUGGUAAAAGCAAUCCAUGAACAAGGUAGUAUUUUUGAAGCUCUUGUGAUUGCAAAAGCUCCAGCCCAAGGAAUCAUAAUUCCAACAGAGAAUUUAGAGGGUGAAAAAUCUGUUAAAGAAAAAAUUUGGGAGUAUUUGAUGGGUGAUGAGGUUGGAAUGAUUGGAGUUUGUGGAAUUGGUGGAGUCGGUAAGACUACAAUGAUGAAGCAUGAAAAUGAUGAGUGCACACCCGGAUCCCACACUCGGAUGUGGGAUCCGGGUGUGCACCAAUCAUGGUCCUUUGCAUUACAAAAGAAUAUUGCUCUUGCUAUGGGUGAAACACUUAGAAAAGAUGAGGAAGAGAUGAGGCGGGCAGCAAAACUAAUGGAUAUAAUGGGAAAAGUAAGCUUUGUACUGAUAUUAGAUGAUGUAUGGGAAAAAUUUUCUCUAAAGGAUGUUGGAAUCCUGGAACCAACAGAGCAGAAUGAGUGCAAAAUAGUUAUCACAAGUAGAUCAAUUGAAGUGUGCAGUGGUAUGGCCCCUGUGGCUGAUAAGGAAUAUGAAAGGCUUUUUAAUCACAAAGCUAUUGAGGAAGGAAAGGCAGUAGAGCUCAUUUAAGCAAGAGCAAUGCAUUGGACCAAAGCAAUGAUCAGCAAGGUCUGUAAUUUCAGUGUCUGAUUGGAUUUUAGAGCCUAUGGAAUGUUUGCAUAUAAUUUGGUAAGUUUCUUCUCAUUUUUAAUUAAUAAGAUCUUUCAUUUUUC